This is a messenger RNA of Echinostoma caproni, 1236 nucleotides long. The record is from the annotation of a GenBank genome assembly. NCBI's taxonomy places the organism in Eukaryota, Metazoa, Platyhelminthes, Trematoda, Plagiorchiida, Echinostomatidae.
AUGGUCAGUCAUUUCAUUCAGGAGUUCAAGCGUAAGCACAAGAAAGAUAUAACAGACAACAAACGUGCUGUUCGUCGUCUUCGAACUGCAUGUGAGCGCGCGAAGCGUACGUUGAGUUCCAGUGCUCAGGCGAAUUUGGAGAUUGACUCUUUGUACGAGGGGAUAGACUUUUACACAUCGAUCACUCGUGCUCGCUUUGAAGAGUUGAAUGCAGAUUUGUUCCGUGGCACACUGGAACCGGUUGAGAAGGCGCUCCGUGAUGCGAAGAUGGACAAGCAUCAGAUUCACGACAUCGUCUUGGUCGGCGGUUCGACUCGUAUCCCUAAGGUGCAAAAGUUGUUGCAAGACUUUUUCAAUGGGAAAGAGUUGAACAAAUCGAUCAAUCCGGACGAGGCUGUUGCCUAUGGUGCUGCUGUGCAGGCGGCCAUAUUGAGUGGAGACAAGCACGAGGCGGUGCAGGAUUUGUUGCUGCUGGAUGUUGCUCCGUUGUCGUUGGGUUUGGAGACGGCCGGUGGUGUGAUGACCGCAUUGAUCAAGCGAAACACGACUAUUCCGACGAAGCAGACCCAGACGUUCACCACUUAUUCGGACAACCAGCCGGGUGUGUUGAUUCAGGUGUACGAGGGUGAGCGUGCUAUGACACGUGACAAUAAUUUGCUGGGCAAGUUCGAGUUGUCUGGUAUUCCGCCUGCUCCACGUGGUGUUCCCCAGAUCGAGGUGACGUUCGAUAUUGAUGCGAACGGCAUAUUGAACGUUUCUGCGGUGGACAAGAGCACUGGUAAACAGAACAAGAUCACAAUCACGAACGACAAGGGUCGUUUGUCGAAAGAUGAAAUCGAGCGAAUGGUGCAGGAGGCUGAACGGUACAAGCAGGAUGAUGAGCGACAACGUGAGCGUGUGGGUGCUAAGAACGCGUUGGAGAGUUAUGCGUUCUCGAUGAAGCAGACGGUGGAAGACGAGCAGGUGAAAAGCAAGUUGUCCGAGUCGGAUCGGAAAUUGAUACUGGACAAGUGUAGAGAGACGAGCGAGUGGUUGGAUGCGAAUCAGACGGCUGAGAAGGACGAGUUCGAGUUUCGACAGAAGGAGUUGGAGCGUGUUUGUAAUCCGAUCAUGACGAAAUUGCAUCAGUCCGGUGUUGGUGGUGGACCGGGUAGCGGUGCUGGUGGUAUGCCGACGGGUGGUGCUAGAGGUGGUUCGUCCGGUUCCAGAGGUCCCACGAUCGAGGAAGUGGAUUGA